AUGGCUGAUGUAAGCUGGUAUUGGAGGAAGUUGGUGCAUCUGAGAUCCUUUCUGCCCAGAGGUACCUUGGAGGUUGCGAUUUCAGGUAGGAAGCUUCAGCUGAACAAGGUGUAUAUGUUGCUACUUCAACAGAGUAAAGUGAGGUUUGCCAAAGUGAUUUGGUGCAGCUUGUCUCUUCUGAAACACAGAUUUGUUCUCUGGCAAUCUGUCCUUGGUCAACUUCUGACUCGAGACAAUCUUAUUCUUCGGCAGAUCCCUCUUGAUUCUCCCUUAUGCCCAUUUUGUGAGAUAGAUUUGGAAUCACAUGCUCAUCUAUUUUUUCACUGUUUGUACUCUCAGCAGGUUUUGAAUAAGAUUGCUGAUUGGUUGGGAAUUGCUAUUUGGCCUUCCAAAUUCUAUGAUUGGAUUACUUGGAUGGAUGGGCGGCCUAAAGGCCUUUCUCAACAAAUCUUUUUUGUUGCUCUUGCUGCUACUGUCUAUUUCAUAUGGCUGAAUCGUAACUCAUGUAUUUUUAAUUACACAGUAUUUUCUAGUAAUAGGAUUCUUUGUCUGAUUAAGGCUAGCUUAAAGGCUAGAUUGCUGGGUUUUACUAGGAAGAAGCUUGGAAUUCUUGAGAAGAAUUUUCUUGAUUCUAUGGAUCAGUUGUAA
Humulus lupulus (European hop) is the source of this 648-nucleotide messenger RNA. RefSeq lists its product as uncharacterized. The transcript has a single exon. Bases 1 to 648 code for a protein of 215 amino acids. NCBI's taxonomy places the organism in Eukaryota, Viridiplantae, Streptophyta, Magnoliopsida, Rosales, Cannabaceae. The record is from RefSeq and is a predicted model, not a curated record.